Molecule: messenger RNA, 1604 nt
Organism: Sesamum indicum (sesame)
Lineage: Eukaryota; Viridiplantae; Streptophyta; Magnoliopsida; Lamiales; Pedaliaceae
Product: cysteine-rich receptor-like protein kinase 43
Biological process (GO): protein phosphorylation
Molecular function (GO): protein kinase activity; ATP binding
Source: RefSeq, a predicted model, not a curated record
GGAAGUUGUCAGCUGUUUGCAUGAGAUGAGUAAAUCCAAAAGCUUCUUCAAAAACCUCAUCAAGCCCUUUGCAUCCAACUCAAGAAGAGACGAAAGCGAAGCGGACUUGGAGAAUAUUGCAGCACAAGAGCAGAGAAAUUUUCCCUUUGAGGUUCUUGUUGCAGCAACCAAGAAUUUCCACCCCUCUCUGAUGCUUGGUCAAGGGGGUUUUGGUCCAGUUUUCAAGGGAAACUUGGUUGAUGGGCGAGAAAUAGCUGUGAAGAAGUUGUCGCAGAGAUCAGCUCAGGGGAAAGACGAGUUUAAGAACGAGGCGAAGUUGUUGGCAAGUGUGCAGCACAGAAACGUGGUGAAUUUGUUGGGGUACUGUGUCCAUGAUGCAGAAAAACUGCUUGUUUAUGAAUAUGUGGUUAAUGAGAGCCUUGAUAAGAUUCUUUUCAGGUCUGAUAAACGGGAAUUGCUUGAUUGGAAGCAGAGGCAUGACAUUAUAGUAGGCACCGCAAGGGGCUUGCGUUAUCUUCAUGAAGAGGCUCCCCGUUGCAUUAUACACCGGGACAUCAAGGCCAGCAAUAUCCUACUUGAUGAUAAAUGGGUUCCCAAGAUUGCUGAUUUUGGCUUGGCUCGUCUCUUUCCUGAAGAUCAAACAUACGUUAAAACCCGUAUAUCUGGUACCACUGGUUACUUGGCUCCGGAGUAUUUCAUGCACGGAAAUCUUUCUAAAAAGGCAGACGUUUUCAGCUUUGGGGUUGUGGUUCUGGAGUUGAUAAGUGGACAGAAAAACUCGACUUUCAACCGAGAUCCUGAUUCAGAUAACCUGCUUGAAUGGGCAUACAAGCUUUACAAGAAAGGAAGGAGCUUGGAAGUUAUGGAUCCUACAUUGGUGGCAUCAGCAGAUCGUGAUCAGGUAGCAACCUUCGUACAGAUAGGCUUGCUCUGUGUCCAGUCCGAGCCACAAUUACGUCCUGAUAUGGAUCGUGUGGUGGUAAUACUAUCAAGAAAGCCAAGCAAUCUUGAAGAACCAAAUAGACCUGGAUACUAUGGGUCCAGAUACGGGAGACAUCAUGGUGGAACCACAUCAUCAGUCACUACAAGUUCUGAUUUGUCCAGUUCCCGAUCCUCUGAGUUCACAAAUACACGUACUGCCACAUUAACUGCAAGUACAUCAGGACAAGCCACAAGCAAUCAUGAAGAACCAACUAGACCUAGACGAUAUAGUAGACAUCGUAGGGCAACUGCAUUAUCUUCAACUACUGACUUGUCCAGUACUCGAUCCUCUAAGUCCACGAACACACAUACUGCCACAUCAAGUGCAAGUACAUCACGACAAGCCCCAGGUGAUGGAAAAUAGUCGGCUGAAAGAUUAGGCCACUGGUUAUAGGAAAAUAUUCUUUUGUACAGGAGAGAGUUUCUUUCAUUUGUUGAUAGAUUUCGGCUUGAGAGGAUAAUAUAUAUUGAGCAACAGCUAGCGUAGAAUAUGGUUUCCACGCUCAUUCUUCUCAUGUACAUAGACAUAAAAAGAUAGAUUUAAACUAGAGAAAUGUACUCUUUUUGCCUGGAAUGAUGAUGAAAACUCUUCUUGAGGAGAUAGUACUCAGAGGCUGUGGGCA